Exophiala mesophila is the source of this 327-nucleotide messenger RNA. RefSeq lists its product as uncharacterized. The transcript has a single exon. The record is from RefSeq and is a predicted model, not a curated record. The coding region runs from base 1 to 327 and encodes 108 amino acids. Lineage: Eukaryota; Fungi; Ascomycota; Eurotiomycetes; Chaetothyriales; Herpotrichiellaceae.
AUGUUCAUCGACACCACGGAACAACCGAGGGGUAUCCAUCCAAGCAAUUCGCUCACUGGACCAUGGUCUGCUCACGGCCGUAACCAAUCUGCGCGAUUAUCUCUCUUCUGUCAAGAAGAUAUGAUGCCAAUAUCAGGAUUGACAUGUGUACGGGGUAUACCUUCAGGUGCUUGUCCUACCAUUGACCCCGCCUACCAUUGUUUUCAUUCGCAGAUUCUAUCCUCCAUACCGACAAACACAUCCAACAAAAGUAAAUUGGAGUCAGUCACAUUUUCGCAAUGGCUUCUAGUGGUCUUUUCAAAGCAGCUGCCGUGCUCAAUGCGGUAA